Messenger RNA from Solenopsis invicta (red fire ant), 3443 nucleotides. RefSeq names its product two pore calcium channel protein 1 (gene Tpcn1). Gene Ontology annotation, molecular function: voltage-gated channel activity; monoatomic ion channel activity. Gene Ontology annotation, cellular component: lysosomal membrane; endosome membrane. The transcript has 11 exons. The record is from RefSeq and is a predicted model, not a curated record. Gene Ontology annotation, biological process: monoatomic ion transport; transmembrane transport. NCBI's taxonomy places the organism in Eukaryota, Metazoa, Arthropoda, Insecta, Hymenoptera, Formicidae. The coding region runs from base 203 to 2608 and encodes 801 amino acids.
CUGCCCAUGGCAUUUCCUCGCUGUCCCAGAUCCAUCUAGAUUUCCCGUCGAUAAUGUGCCUGCGUUAUUACGAAAUGGCUGCGACCCUGCGAAUCGCGCACCACUGACAGGAAGGAUAUUUGCUUGCCUUUCAGUGACAGUCUCCCUCUCGGACGUGACGAGACGUGAUUCAACUCGAGAUCCUGUUGACAAAUAUGGUUCUAUGCUGUCUUCACCUUCUUCGGAAAGUCGUGUAAGGUCGUCAUUUGGCAAUGCUAAUGAUGCUAAUGAGCUGAAUUAUAAACACGAGGCGAGUGAAACCGGGACUGGCAGCAUGACGGAGAAUACAGUGUUCACUGCGCGCGACGCCAUUCUCGACGUGGACCUGCACUGGGAAAUGAACUAUCACGAAGCAGCAAUAUUUUUAGAGGAAGGUAGAAACAAUGAGAAAUUUGAUUCUCAUCCGAGGCAUCCUGAAGAUUUGCCAGCAUAUCUCUUAGUCCACAAUAAUUGGUACAAUGGAUUGGACUUGGUGAUUUCGUUAAUUCUGCUGUCUCUGGCAUUCGUAGAGGAACCUGCUCUACCACUAUUCAAAGUACCAGUGGGAGUACACGGUACGGUAGAGUUGCUUGCAUUAAUUACUAUCGGUGUGCAAUUAGCUUUAAAGCUGAGAUGGACUGGCUGGGCACCUAUGUUGCGACACAAACGUACGAUGUUGAAGUGCAUCACAUUAGCAAUUAUGUUUCUCGAAGCUAUGACGGUCCUGGUACGGCAAUCCUCACAUUUCCGCGUGACGCGCGCCCUAAGACCUAUCUUUUUAAUAGACACGAAAUAUUGCGGCGGCGUAAGGAGAUUCAUAAGACAAAUACUUCUCACACUACCACCUAUCCUAGAUAUGCUGGGGCUUCUUUUCUUCUUGAUCAUUGUAUAUACCGUAUUGGGCUACUACAUGUUCACUGAAAUGAACAGAAAUUUCGCCACACUACAAGAUAGUUUCGUCAGUCUGUUUGUUCUUCUUACCACUGCUAACUUUCCGGAUGUAAUGAUGCCGUCGUAUUGCGAAAAUAAAUGGUAUGCGUUGUAUUUCGUGUCUUAUUUGUGUACCAUGCUGUACGUGAUGAUGAACUUAAUGCUGGCCGUGGUAAAUGAGACGUUCACAUCUCGCGAACGUGACAAAUUCAAGAAGCUGUUCCUGCACAAGAGAAAAGCGUGUCAGCAUGCUUUCAAACUUUUGGUUUCCAAGCAAGAUCCUGAUAAAAUGCGAUUCCGACAAUUCGAGGGUUUGAUGCGGUAUUAUGCUCCGAAUAAAUCUACGCGGGACGUUGUUUUAAUGUUUUGUUAUCUGAAUACAUCGGGGAGUGGCGCUUUAAAUAGCGAAGAAUUCUUAUCGAUUUAUGAUGCCAAUACGCUUCAGUGGGACUUGCAAUACUCUAACAUACCGUGGUAUCGCACCAUGUGGUGGCCUCUGCAAACGCUGUGUACAAGCGCUCAUACUGUUAUCAAGUGGUCGUAUUUCGAAACUUUGGUGUGCAUGAUCAUUACCGGUAAUUGCAUUGCCAUGGUAAUAAGAAUUCUUGAACCGACCUACAGUCUCGAGGAAUCGGCGCACGGAUUUGCCGCAUGUUGGGAUACUUUGCUGUUCGGGGGACUUUUCGUGGCCGAGGCAUUAACAAAAGUAUUAGCUCUUGGUAUUAAAUGUUACCUGAGCUCUGGAUGGAAUCUCUUUGACUUGUCGACAUCAGUAAUGAUGCUUGUCGCUGCGUGUGCUCUCAUUUUAUUCCCGUCAGCUACAUUUUUGGUUCUGUUCCGGCCUCUCAGAACGCUAAGAUUGUUUAAGAUUAAGAAACGCUACCGAGACGUUUUUGGCACCCUUGUAAUUUUAACUCCCCAAAUGUGUUCGACGGCGAUCGUUAUGUUGGUCUUGUAUUACUUUUUCGCCAUCAUCGGGAUGGAAAUGUUUGCCGGACACGAUAUGCGCAAUUGCUGCAAGAAUACGACCGUUGAAGAUUUCUACGAAUAUUCUGCCAAUGGUAGCACGGCGUUGGGAUAUUACUAUCUCAACACUUUCGACAAUCUCAUAGCAAGUGGCAUUACACUUUUUGAAUUAACAGUUGUCAAUAAUUGGUUUAUACAAAUGAAUGCGUAUGCAUUUACCGUGGGCAUGUACACAAGGAUAUAUUUCAUGAUAUUUUAUCUGGUGACCAUGAUCGUAUUAACUAUCGUGGUAUCCAGUUUCCUGGAAGCUUUUCGAUUUAGGAUACAGUAUAAAAAAUCAACUUCAAAACAUGACGAAGAGAAAAUGCUGCACGAAGAGGUAGAAUUAAAAUGGGAUGAAUUGCAAUGUAUGAUCGAAGAUUUUCAAAUGCUGGAAAAUCUACGCAACUCUUUAGUUGUCGGGGGAAGCACUCUCUUCACUGGUUCACGACCACGAACGCGAGAGGUUUUGCAAAGAAAGAUGUACACGUAUGAAAUAAACGAGUGGCUAGCUGAAGCAAAAUCCGAAGAAAAGCUACCUAAUACAUCACGUAACGUAGAAGAUGGAAGCGGCGACGAUAUUUCUGAUACCGAUCAUCUUGUACUAAACGGCAAUUUGCGUCAUCAGCAAAAUAAUAGUAUACCUACUCGAUAAAAUUGAUGACAUAACUUAGACCAUAUUUUGAAAAUUAAUUUAUAUAAUUCUCAUUUACGAUCAUAUAAAUAUAUUUAACACAUAAUGACGUAGCUCGCUUAGGCGUUAACGAAUAUAUUUUGACGAUAAAGAAAAAUAAUUUAUUAUGUUACAUCGAUCCUCGAUGUAACAUAUAAUAAAUUACAUCUUUUUUAACGAUCGAUAGAAUUUUUGAAGAUUAAGUAUAAAAUUUUAUUGCAAAUAAAAUGACUUUCUUCGUAUAUUUUGAUAUUAUAAACUAGUCAUAUUACAAAAAGAUUUUAUUUUUAAGAAAUAAUCAUUUUCUUAAACUCACGUUGAUGCGUAGAAAUGGUAGUUUCAUAGUGUAUAAUAAUUUAGGCGACAAAUAUAAAUAUUCAAUGAAUAUAUUUCUAGUAAAUAUAUUUUUACGAUUAUACUUUGACACAUCACCGAUUAUUGUGACAUAAAAAAACAAAUUUCGUGCAUCGGAUCAUAUCAUUUUGAUGUCACUUUAAUGCGGAAGAUAAGCAGUGUUAUCUUCAUUAUUUUAUAGAUCGCAUUGUGAAAUCGCUUAAUCCGAUUAAGGUAAAUCGCUAGUGUGGGCUCGAGGAUAGCGCGAAAUCCGGAGCAGGAUGAUUUUGCUUAUAUUUAUUAAUUUUUUUAUUAAAUAAAUAGAAUUUCAAACUGCAAAAUUUAACACAUAAAAAGAAUGAAGCAAUUAUCCUUUCAUCUCGAGUCGGCUCUGCGUAUCAUGCAAAUAUGACGUAUAGACAUCUCUAACAUUGUUAUGUAUUAUUAGCGCGAAUAAAUAUUUUAUUGUUAUUUUUCAUUGUAA